Messenger RNA from Thalassophryne amazonica, 818 nucleotides. Its product is annotated as THAP domain-containing protein 1-like. The coding region runs from base 77 to 622 and encodes 181 amino acids. The transcript has 3 exons. The record is from RefSeq and is a predicted model, not a curated record. NCBI's taxonomy places the organism in Eukaryota, Metazoa, Chordata, Actinopteri, Batrachoidiformes, Batrachoididae.
CGCUUCUCGAACGAUCUGCGGUUACGCUAACAACUCCCUGCUGCACGCAGUUUAAUCUUCGUGAUUUUGCCGCAAAAUGCCCGCAUGUGCAGCGGUAAACUGUAAAAAUCGCCAGUUUAAAGGCUGUGGACGAACAUUUCACCUAUUCCCAUUUAGCCGCCCACAAGUGCUUGCAGUAUGGCUUGCAAACAUGAAACGGGAUCGGUGGACACCGACACGUAGAUCAGUCAUCUGUUGUGACCACUUUGAAGCAGAGUGCUUUGACCUCACUGGCCAAACAACACGUUUGAAGCAAGAUGCAGUUCCUACAAUUUUUCAGUUUCCGAGCCAUUUGAAGAAGAUUACAAAACCUCAAAGAAAACCACCAAAGGAGAGGACCUUUGUCCAUCCAACAUCAAAUGUGGAGGCAGCAAACACCACAGCCACCCCAAAGUUGUCCACGUCAUCUGCCAUCAAUUAUCAUCACUGCUAUGCUGUGCCGCAAUGUACAGCAACGCUCAAGAGGAGACUAGAUGUAGCUCUUGACCAAAUCAGUUAUCUCCAGAAGAAGGUGAAGACACUGCAGCAAAAAUCACGUCGAUUAAGUAAAAAAGUCACACUACAGUGUAAUACAAUGCGCUGACAUAUUUGCUUUUCUCAGUUGUUGGUGCUGAGCUAUCAAAUUGAUAACAUUAUCUGAAGAAUGUAGAGUUUUUAGUGAAAUCUUUUGGAGAACAAUACAGAUAAAAUGUGGCUUUUCCCAUCAUGCAAUAUUGUGGAAGUUUUAUUACUUUUCAUGGUUAAACUUGUAUUAGGACAAAAAAGUUUCUGGAAUUAAU